CUAGUUUGUAUCUUGCUCCAAUUUGGUUCUAGUCAGAGGAAAUUGUUAAUUUUUUUUUUUUUUUUGAAAAUUCCCUAUACACGUAGGAUUUUUAGUUCAUUUCAUGUUCAGGGAAAGGGAAAAAAAACCCUUUUCCUAUUCUAAACCAACAAUUAUGUGUUGGUUCAUUUCACAUGGUUUACAUCACACAACAGCACCACAAUAAUGUUCCCAAUUGUAAGACAAAACGUGAAAGGGGUAGCCCUGCCUACCUUUGCAUGUGUUACAAAAUUUGGCUUCUAGCGCUCGCAGUGCAAGUAGUUGGCUCGGAUUCAAUUUUCGAAGUACAAAAAAUACUCUCAAAACUUGAUCAGCCAAACAUAUGGCUAGUCCGUUGUCAAUGUAAACAAAUUGUUUGUUAUGUUUUAAACACAGAUAUAUUCAGCAAGUUCAGGACAGAGGAAGGAGAUCAGUUCAAGGAAAGUUUGGUGAGUGACAUUGAAGGCAUGCUAAGCUUAUACGAAGCUGCAUAUCUAAGAAACCAAGGCGAGAGCAUACUCGACGAUGCAGUUCAAUUCACCAAGUCGCAUCUCACCAGUGCUGCAUCAAUGGCGGAAUCUCCCGACUCAUCAGAAUUACCACUGCCAGAAGCAGUGGUUGUUGAACGAAUCGCGCAUGCACUGGAGAGGCCGCUACGCAAAGGCGUGGCAAUACUGGAGCAUCUCUUUUUCAUAUCGGUUUAUGAGAAAAUGGCAGGCCACGACGGGACUCUCCUCAGGCUGGCCAAACUGAGCUUCAACGUCCUGCAAAACAUGUACCAAAAGGAGCUUAAAGUGCUUACAAAAUGGUGGAUUGAUUUGGAUUUGAUAAGAAGGAACGACUAUGCGCGAGAUAAGCUGGUUGAGGUUUACUUUUGGGCCGUGGGAUGUUUGUGGGAGCCCAAAUUUGAGCUGGCUAGAUACACCUUCACCACAAUAAUAACUAUUGGAUCUGUGUUUGACGACACAUAUGAUGCUUACGGUUCACUCGACGAACUCGAGUUGUUUACUGCUGCAAUUGAAAGGUGGGAUCCUAGCAUGAACAGUCUAAAUGGGAAAAUGAAGGUACUUUUUGAGGCGAUGAUUACUGGGUUCGAUGAAAUCGAUAUUAUCACUUCACAAGAGGGACGGCCCUAUUGUUUGGAAUAUGCGAAAUUGUCGUUGAAGAAUAUGACCAAGUUAUACAUGGAAGAAGCCAGGUGGUUGGCCAAAGCCUAUGUUCCAACUUUAGAAGAGUACAGGCUCAUUUCUUCACUAAGCACAACUUACCAGUCCAUUGUGUGUGCCACGCUCUGCGGCUUGGGUACUGAAGUUGCUCCAAAGGAAGUCUUUGAUUGGUUAUUCGCCGAACCCAACAUUUUAGUAGUUUCCUCCGACCAUUGCCGUCUCAUGGAUGAUAUCAUGUCCCACAAGUUCGAGCAAGAAAGAGGACAUGUGGCUUCUUCAGUCGAAUGCUACAUGUUGCAAUACGGAGUUUCGAACGAGGAAGCAGUGGACGCUCUGAAUGAAAUGGUGGAGGAGGGGGAAUUGCUUGACCCACCCUGCAGGCACAUCCCUAAGGAAGUUCUGUCCUUGUUUCUGGGCUUUGAACAAGUGAUGGAUGUUCUUUACAAGUACUCUGAUGGCUACACGCAUUCCGAUACUACGACCAAGGAUAUGCUCACUGCUUUGCUUGUCGUCCCACUCCCCAUUGCACCAUAGGAUCGACUCCACAGCAAAAUGCAAGCACGCGUGUGUUUCAUUUGCUUCACUUCCAGCUUGAGAGUGUGUUCUUUGUAAAAUAAAAUAAAAAGCUUGAGAGUGUAUUAGCUUUACUUAUCCUUCUCGUGCUUUGCUUGUGGCAGACAAUUCCAUUAUGCUUUACUUAUCUUUCUCGUGCUUUCUGGUCGUUGUUAUUGUUGUAUUGUUUUCUACGAGUCAAAGUUUCAGGCUUGCAGUUAUGUGUAAUUGUUGUGGUUUAUCAACUUCAUUAAAUGUGUUUCAUGUACCAUUUUAGUCCAACUCAUAUGGUAUGUGAAUCAAAAGCAUGCAUAUUGUGGUAUUUCACAUUUUGAAGACAAUGAAUUUGAGUUUUCAAGAAGUUCAAGUUCAAAGAAUGUUUUGGUGGAUGAGAAGAUGGAAUGUAGGAGGCAUUCGAAAUGUAUUCAAACAGACCAAGAAUUGUUAACUUUUAUAUCUCACAGAAAGUUGCACAUGUCAAUCAUAUAAAUUAUGCUCUUCAAAAUUCUCAAGUUGGCGAUCCUAUCAUCCCGGUGAAAUUGUUCUUGUACUAGAGAGGAUCUUGCAUCAUCUUUGUAGGCCUUAGCCACCAAGAUUCAACUAGUAUCUCUUCCAAAAACCGGUUUUUUAAAAGGAUAGAAUGUCUCACACUUGGUUUUUACCCCACUCUUUAUUUGUGGUGGCAUCAUAUAUUGAUGUAGACUUGAUGUGGUAGUAUAUCGAUUGUACGAAGCUACAUAUCUACCCCAAUUUUGCUUUAAGCGCAGAAGACUCAUUCGUUUGAGGAGGAGUUCGAGAAAUCACAAGGAAUGGUACCCAUCCAUACGUUUUCCUUUUAAGAUGGAUCCAAGUUUCAUGACAAUGACAUCCUUCAUAGUCAUAGCCCCUACAAUAUAGUCUCCCUUAGAUUACGUGUUAACGCAAAGACUAGAAAUUCAAAGUAUGAUGAUCUUAGAAGUUGCUUUGGGUGCGUGGCAUUACCCAAAAUUUGAAUUUUAUGUGCGAAUGCACACAUUACUCGCAUGCGACUGGCUUUUGAGGACUCCUCCGUCCUUCUCACGGGCCGCUUCACGGGCGUGAGCCAAACCGCAAAAAGUAGGAGGUGAAUUCCCAAUUUGAAGAAUUGAGAAAAUAAUUGUCGAGCAGUUCACGACAUAAGCCACUGUCGUGAACAGGGUUGUGAACACUCUCACAGGCGUGAGAUGACAGGAACCCGCAAUAAUUUCCUCCAUAGUGAGGUUUGUGCAAUUUUUACAUGUUUGGAUAGGAAGCACCCUUUCCCAUGUGCAUGAACAAUUAGAAAAUGGUAUAUCGAAUGAAAACCAUUCUACCUAAACCUUACCCCACAGUUUAAAUGAGACAAUAUCGUCAGUCAUGUAUUAUCGUGAGGCGUUCGUGAAGAGAGUUACAUUGGGUGAUUCCCAAUCACCCCACACUUAAGUAUUUUCCGUGUCACAGCGACGAAGACGCUUAGAUUUGAAAGUCAAAACCAAAGUAAAAAAAGACAUAUAUGUAUGCUUAAUAUGUGUCAUGGCACAAGUAGAGGGCACUACAACCUCAAUCCAUGGGCACACAACAAUCAUCCACUCCACGAGACAUCAUUCUCCUAUGUUUUCCUGUCCCAAUACAUAUUAACAUAAACCAAUCAAGGUAAGCUCUAAAGAUAUGACGUGGGAAGCAUAAGAGCUAAAUUGUCACUAGUCAACAUUGAAUGUACAUAUGAAGCUCAAAGGUUUGAAAAGAAAGCAGAUACAAGAUAGCACUCAUGCAUCCACAAGGAUUCAAACGAAAAGGUAUUAGCAAGUUGAACUGAAGGAGUAAGAACACGGGUGGGUGGUGUGGGUGAAAAUCCGAUGAUGACGGUAGAGUAAACAAAUAGCUUUUGC
Molecule: messenger RNA, 3622 nt
Organism: Linum trigynum
Lineage: Eukaryota; Viridiplantae; Streptophyta; Magnoliopsida; Malpighiales; Linaceae
Source: the annotation of a GenBank genome assembly